This is a messenger RNA of Xyrichtys novacula (pearly razorfish), 2601 nucleotides long. NCBI's taxonomy places the organism in Eukaryota, Metazoa, Chordata, Actinopteri, Labriformes, Labridae. The record is from the annotation of a GenBank genome assembly.
AUGGAAAACAUGUCAGAGGAAACCCACGGCGAAAUGACGGAUCCACAGCACGUCCACCUAAGGUAAGGAGAAAAAAACGGUUCAAGGGGUCCCUGUGUGAAGGUGUUUCUAUAAAACCGCGCCUCAACCUUUUUCUUUCUGCUCCUUUUCAUUCACAUGAAAAUUUUUCCUUGUUUGUAUUGAAUGUGUCAUAUACUAACAGACUGAAAUAAAGUAUGUACACAGCGCCCUAACUUUAUUGAAAUGAAGUCAUGUGUUUGGAGGUUAAGGCUCUGUUUGUGUAGAUACCAACAGUUUGGGUCGGGUCAGAACUGCUGACAUUCAUACAGCUCAUUCAGACGACUCAGAGAAUGAGAGUAUUUGGAAUUUUCCAAUAUUUAUCAUGUCUCAGAUUUGUGCACAUCAGUUUGUGAAUGACAGAUAUUGUACAGAAAGACUUAGCUUUCAGACCCUUUACAACAAGAUCUUCAGUGCUUCUCAUCUUUUUCUUUUAGCUUCCCAUCUGAAAGCUCUGUGGAGGAAAUGGCUCAAGACAGACCAGAUCAAGAUGAGACAGAGAAAACGGAGAUUGAUAACAGCAUCAUACAGAGACUUCAAGACAGACCAGAUCAAGAUGAGACAGAGAAAAAGGAGAUUGAUAACCGAAUCAUACAGAGACUUCAAUCUGGCUGGAUAGGCACUCUUCAUGUCGUUUUCCUGGUGCUGCUUUUAGUCCUAAUCACUGUCAUUGUUGGCCUGAGCAUCAAUGUUAAGCAGUUACAGAAAGAAAGGAGUCAGCUGAGACAGCUUCUAGAAUCAACACACAUGGGACUGAACCACACCAUGGAAGUAAAUCAAAAAGUGAGCCAGAGUCUGAACUUCACCGUGGAAGAAAAUCAAAAACUGAGGCUGAGUCUGAACUACACCAUGGAAGAGAAUCUGAACCUGAGCCUGAGUCUGAACAACACCAUGGAAGAAAAUCAGAAAUUGAGCAGAAGACUAAACUACACCAUGGAAGAUAAUCAGAAAUUGAGCCUGAGUCUGAACUACACCAUGGAAGAUAAUCUGAAACUGAGCCGAAGACUCAACCACACCAAGGAAGAAAAUCAAAAACUGAGCCUGAGUCUGAGCUACUCCAUGGAAGAAAAUCAGAGACUGAGCCGAAGACUAAACCACACCAUGGAAGUAAAUCAAAAAGUGAGCCAGAGUCUGAACUUCACCGUGGAAGAAAAUCAAAAACUGAGGCUGAGUCUGAACUACACCAUGGAGGAGAAUCUGAACCUGAGCCAGAGUCUGAACAACACCAUGGAAGAAAAUCAGGAAUUGAGCAGAAGACUAAACUACACCAUGGAAGAUAAUCAGAAAUUGAGCCUGAGUCUGAACUACACCAUGGAAGAUAAUCUGAAACUGAGCCGAAGACUCAACCACACCAAGGAAGAAAAUCAAAAACUGAGCCUGAGUCUGAGCUACUCCAUGGAAGAAAAUCAGAGACUGAGCCGAAGACUAAACCACACCAUGGAAGUAAAUCAAAAAGUGAGCCAGAGUCUGAACUUCACCGUGGAAGAAAAUCAAAAAUUGAGGCUGAGUCUGAACUACACCAUGGAGGAGAAUCUGAACCUGAGCCUGAGUCUGAACAACACCAUGGAAGAAAAUCAGAAAUUGAGCAGAAGACUAAACUACACCAUGGAAGAGAAUCUGAAUCUGAGCCAAAGAUUAAACCACACCAAGGAAGAAAAUCAAAAACUGAGGCUGAGUCUGAACUACACCAUGGAAGAGAAACUGAACCUGAGCCUGAGUCUGAACAGCACCAAGGAAGAAAAUCAAAAACUGAGCCUGAGUCUGAGCUACUCCAUGGAAGAAAAUCAGAGACUGAGCCGAAGACUUAACCACACCAUGGCAGAAAAGUCACAGCUUCAAGUGCAGAUUGAGGAGAUGAAAAUCAUAUUGAAUUCUACUAUGGAAAACCGUGACUCUUUCAGAAAAGACAAAAUCAAAUAUCAACAGCUUUUGAUCAAUGAAAGGCAGACCUCAACUCAACUAAAAGCUGAAAAUCAACGUCAACAAUCAAUUCUGAUGUCGGAGAAACUAUCUUUCCUCUGGAGAUUCUGUGAUAAAGGCACCCUGCAAUGUUCACGCUGCCUUCCUGGUUGGGCUGAGCACGCCACACGCUGCUUCCAUUUGGCAUCACAACCAAUGAAGUGGGAAGAUGCUCGUAGGGAGUGUUUUAAUGAAGGUGCUGACCUGGCUGUUGUCUUGAAUGCUGCAGACCAGGCAUUUCUGACCAACAUGACUUUCCAGUUUACACAGCAGCAUCCAAAUGUACUGUUCCAUUCAGCAUGGAUCGGGUUGCAGGACAUGGUGCAGGAUAACAGAUUUGUGUGGGUAAAUGGUAUCAAGUCCAAGUCAGAUUUGAAGUUCUGGAUGCCUGGAGAGCCAAACAAUGCUGCGGCUCAAUGGGACAAAGACCGUGCAGGACAGGACUGUGUUGUCAUUGUCCCUCCAAAGACUGUUGGACAGAAAGGCUGGCUGAACUCCUGGGAUGAUGUUGUCUGUCGAGGCCAGCGGCACUACAUUUGUGAAACCAAAGCUCUUAUUUUGUCUGGAGUAAAAACUGAGGAAUGA